This is a messenger RNA of Fusarium musae, 396 nucleotides long. RefSeq lists its product as uncharacterized. The record is from RefSeq and is a predicted model, not a curated record. The transcript has a single exon. Bases 1 to 396 code for a protein of 131 amino acids. NCBI's taxonomy places the organism in Eukaryota, Fungi, Ascomycota, Sordariomycetes, Hypocreales, Nectriaceae.
AUGUCUCAAACUGUUCCUCCUGGUAAUGUAAGGCCACAGAAAGAUGCAUCGUGGGCCUCACUGAUGACCUGCAGUGCGCGCAUGCCAGAACCCACGCCAAAUGGGAAGAAGGUGCACGAAGUUGGGUACAGACAAGCUGUGGAGGCCCUCAACAAGUUGGAUAUCCUGGGUAUUGCGACAAAGAGAAUGAUGGCUGCGGUUAAUGAUAUUGAGAAACUUACGAGGGACAUUGAUAAGAUUCUGGAGUUUGAAGCGCCGUCUUUUCCUAAUGUGCAGCUGAAGAGGUCAUGUGAACAUUUCAUGGGUGCGUAUGAGGAGAGGUUGGCCAGCUUGGAUCCCAUGAGAGAAAAUGGUUGUAACGAUAGUAUGUCUGAUGGAGGGCAAGAAAUGGCGUGA